AUCGGUUGUACUUCGCCACUUUACGAAAUAAACCGAAAAGUACCGUAAAUACCCACUACUUCUGCACUGAUGAGGAACUGGUCUACGAAAAUUUCUAUGGAGAUUUUGGACCUCUAAAUUUGGCAAUGUUAUACAGAUACUGCUGUAAACUAAAUAAGAAGUUAAAGUAUUUCAGUCUAUCAAGAAAGAAGAUAGUGUACUAUACCAGUUUUGACCAGCGCAAACGAGCAAAUGCAGCAUUUUUAAUAGGUGCAUAUGCUGUAAUAUACUUGAAGAAAACACCAGAAGAAGCUUACAGAACACUUUUGUCUGGAUCUAAUCCACCGUAUCUUCCAUUUAGGGAUGCUUCAUUUGGAAACUGCACGUACAAUCUUACAGUCUUGGACUGUUUACAGGGAAUAAAUAAGGCCUUGCAGCAUGGAUUUUUUGACUUUAAGACAUUUGAUGUGGAUGAAUAUGAACACUAUGAG
Pterocles gutturalis (yellow-throated sandgrouse) is the source of this 470-nucleotide messenger RNA. Its product is annotated as dual specificity protein phosphatase CDC14A-like. The record is from RefSeq and is a predicted model, not a curated record. NCBI's taxonomy places the organism in Eukaryota, Metazoa, Chordata, Aves, Pterocliformes, Pteroclidae. The annotation marks the transcript as partial. The transcript is spliced from 6 exons. Gene Ontology annotation, molecular function: protein serine/threonine phosphatase activity. Gene Ontology annotation, biological process: positive regulation of cytokinesis; microtubule cytoskeleton organization; cilium assembly. Gene Ontology annotation, cellular component: spindle pole; centrosome; nucleolus.